This is a messenger RNA of Trifolium pratense (red clover), 607 nucleotides long. Its product is annotated as calcium-binding protein PBP1. Bases 157 to 516 code for a protein of 119 amino acids. NCBI's taxonomy places the organism in Eukaryota, Viridiplantae, Streptophyta, Magnoliopsida, Fabales, Fabaceae. The record is from RefSeq and is a predicted model, not a curated record. Gene Ontology annotation, molecular function: calcium ion binding. The transcript has a single exon.
CUAUGUCCACUCACCUUCUCAGAAAAAACCUCUCUCUUUCCUCUUCAUCUUUAUAUAUAUACACAUCUUCAAUCUCCUUCAUAAUCAUUCAUAUUCAUAACCCAAUAACCAAAAAUCUCUCUUUAUCUUCUAAACUUCUAAAGUUUCAAUUUUUCUAUGGCUUCACAAAACACUCAACAAGUUCAAUUUCAAGACUCAUUACCCUUGAUGGCAAAUAAGCUUGGUGGGGAUGGAUUAAUUGAUGAACUAUGCAAUGGUUUCAAUCUUUUGAUGGAUUCUAACAAAAGGGUUAUUACUUUUGAAAGUCUUAAGAAGAAUUCAGCUUUGUUUGGAUUACAAGAUUUAAGUGAUGAAGAUCUUCAAUCAAUGAUUGUUGAAGGUGAUUUUGAUGGUGAUGGUGCUCUUAAUCAAUUGGAGUUUUGUGUUUUGAUGUUUAGACUUAGUCCUGAACUUAUGGAUGGGUCUAAAUUAUGGUUGGAAGAAAUGCUUCAACAAGAAAUUAAAGAUUUUUUCUAAUUUUAUUUUUUUUUGGGUAAUUUUCCCUUAUAUUUAUGUAAAUUCAAGAGAUAAAUUUAAUGAUAUGAAAUGGAAGAAGUGAUUCAUAUGA